AUGGCUCUUUCCUCUCGUGUGGCCGUCAUUACAGGUGCUGCCUCAGGUCUGGGCCGUGCAACGGCUGCUAGACUUGUACAGAACGGAGCGCGCGUGAUUUUGUGCGAUCUUCCGACCAGCGACGGUGUUAACGUUGCGAGAAAACUUGGCGUCUCGUGUCACUUCAGUCCCACCGAUGUGACGAACGAAGACGACGUUGCUGCGGCACUGGAUCUGGCUGAAUCUUCCUUUGGUGAGCCGGUGAAUACCGCUAUCAAUUGUGCAGGUAUUGCACUAGCUAUCAAGACGCUAAGUAAAAAAGGUGUCCAUCAACUAUCUGCAUUUCAACAAACGAUCAAUGUCAACACCGUUGGAUCCUUCAAUGUUGCACGUCUUGCUGCUGAACGCAUGUCAAAAAUACGACCAGAUACUGAUGGAGAGCGCGGAGUUAUCAUCAAUACAGCAAGCAUUGCUGCAUAUGAUGGACAGAUUGGACAGGCGGCAUAUGCUGCUGGCAAAGGGGCCAUCGUAGGCAUGACGCUCCCCCCUUGCCAGAGAUCUGUCCUCAUACGGCAUUCGUGUAAACACAAUCGCACCUGGUUUAUUCAUGACGCCGCUUUUAGCAGGACUUCCGGAAAAGAUGCAAAAGGAGCUCGGUGA
Molecule: messenger RNA, 639 nt
Organism: Peronospora belbahrii
Lineage: Eukaryota; Oomycota; Peronosporomycetes; Peronosporales; Peronosporaceae
Source: the annotation of a GenBank genome assembly